UCUCAAAGACUGGACUUUUCAAUGGGCUAACCUCGUUCUUUAAGGUGCGUUUCGCCUUAUUGAACGAUCAACAAUCAUUUUUGUGAAAGGCGUCUGUGGACAAACUGUGUCUGAGCUCCAGGAGGAGGGAAUAAAUGCGAUUAACCUGCCCCUCAGUCCCACACUGUUUGAGCUGGACCCUGAAGACACCAUGCUUGAUGAGAAUGAAGUCCGUGCCAUGGUUGAUCCCAACUCAAGGAACGAUCCCAAACUCCAAGAGAUAAUGAAGGUGCUCAUUUACUGGAUCAAUGACGUGUUGGUGGGACAGCGAAUCAUUGUUAAGGAUCUAGCUGAAGACCUCUAUGAUGGGCAGGUUCUUCAAAAACUCUUUGAGAACCUGGAGGGAGAGAAGCUGAAUGUGGCUGAGGUGACUCAGUGUGAGAUCGCUCAGAAACAGAAGCUGCAGACAGUUCUGGAAAAGAUCAGUGACACUCUCAAAAUUUCCUCCAGGAACACUGAAUGGAAUGUUGACUCUGUUCAUGCUAAGGACAUUGUGGCCAUUCUUUCUCAGUAUUUCUGGGCCCCUAUCAGACUGCCAGACCAUGUGUCCAUUCAAGUUGUAGUGGUUCAAAAACGAGAAGGAAUACUUCAGUCUCGGCAGAUUCAGGAGGAAAUUACAGGCAACAUAGGGGCAUUGUCUGGAAGAUAUAAACGAGAUGCCUUUGAUACACUUUUUGACCAUGCACCAGAUAAACUGAAUGUGGUGAAAAAGGCAAGUGCAGAUUACACACUAUUUCUUGAGAGGUUUUACAAACGGAGAGCUUUGACUCUUUGACUCUGAUCUCUUGGUCUUUUUUUUAGACUCAUCACAUUUGUGAACAAGCACUUAAACAAGUUGAAUCUGGAGGUAUCAGAGCUGAAAACUCAGUUUGCUGAUGGCGUGAACCUGGUCUUACUGAUGGGACUCCUAGAAGAAUACUUUGUGCCCCUCUAUAACUUCUUCCUCAUCCC
Molecule: messenger RNA, 990 nt
Organism: Sinocyclocheilus grahami
Lineage: Eukaryota; Metazoa; Chordata; Actinopteri; Cypriniformes; Cyprinidae
Gene: parvab
Product: parvin, alpha b
Exons: 10
Coding region: 191-814 (207 amino acids)
Biological process (GO): substrate adhesion-dependent cell spreading; actin cytoskeleton organization; cilium assembly
Cellular component (GO): cytoplasm; focal adhesion; actin cytoskeleton
Molecular function (GO): actin binding
Source: RefSeq, a predicted model, not a curated record